Molecule: messenger RNA, 3113 nt
Organism: Vanessa atalanta (red admiral)
Lineage: Eukaryota; Metazoa; Arthropoda; Insecta; Lepidoptera; Nymphalidae
Gene: l(3)77CDf
Product: phosphatidylserine synthase
Exons: 7
Coding region: 190-1446 (418 amino acids)
Biological process (GO): phosphatidylserine biosynthetic process
Molecular function (GO): L-serine-phosphatidylethanolamine phosphatidyltransferase activity
Source: RefSeq, a predicted model, not a curated record
UCACAUUUUGUUCAAAUUUUAUUAAAAUUCGCUCUUAGUGCAGGAAUAUCGAAGUGUAAUGGAUUUGACGUGUUUUAAAAAUUAAAUUUGGAUAAUAUGUAUCAGAUUAAGAGAUGAGUAUUCUUAGGAAGCUUAUUUAAUAAAAAUAAAAUAUAGUCAUUGAAAAUAUAUUUAAAAAUUUUAAUUAAAAUGGAAAUUGGGAGUGCUUCUGUUUCCAAUGAAUCUAAGGAUGCCUUUAGUUAUAUAAAUGAACGUCCAGUAGACGACAUAUCUUUAGAAUUUUUUUAUAAACCGCAUACCAUAACCUUAUUAGCAGUGUCAAUUGCUGCAGUCAUAUAUACAGCGUUUGUCAGGGACGAAACAAGGAUUCAAGAUAACAUUUGGUCAGGAAUAUGUUGUGUGAUUUUCUUUUUUUUAAUAGUGUCCGUACUUACAUUUCCCAAUGGACCAUUCACUAGACCUCAUCCAGCAGUAUGGAGAAUUGUAUUUGGCAUGUCAGUACUAUACUUACUUGCCCUGCUGUUUUUAUUAUUUCAAAGCUAUUCUACUGUAUAUGAAAUAAUGUAUUGGAUUGAUCCCAACUUACGAAAUUUUCAUAUUGACAUGGACAAGGAAUAUGCUGUUAACUGCUCUGACUUAACUUUAUCCCGUAUGUGGUCUCAUGUUGAUGUAUUUGCUUGGGGUCAUUUUUUGGGAUGGACCUUUAAAGCUAUACUUUUUAGACAUACGGGAUUAUUAUGGGCUAUAUCCAUUAUGUGGGAAAUAACAGAAAUAGCAUUUGCACAUCUACUUCCAAAUUUCUUAGAAUGUUGGUGGGAUUCUGUUAUACUGGAUGUUUUGAUUUGUAAUGGCUUUGGCAUAUGGUGUGGUCUAAAAAUUUGUAAGGCAUUAGAAAUGAGAGAAUAUAAGUGGGUCAGUAUAAGGGAUAUAUCAUCUACAACAGGCAAGAUAAAAAGAGCCAUCCUUCAAUUCACACCAGUUUAUUGGACUCCUGUAAGAUGGUUGGAUCCAACAUGCACAUAUAUGAGAUUCUUUGCACUCAGUCAGCUGGUUGUGUUUUGGCAGAUUUCAGAAUUAAACACUUUCUUUUUAAAACACAUAUUUGAAAUGCCGCCAUCACAUCCAUUGGUUAUAGCAAGACUAUGUUUGAUUGGAGUGAUUGUGGCCCCAUCGGUAAGGCAGUAUUAUACUUACGUUACGGAUCCGAGAUGCAAACGAGUUGGAACGCAGUGCUGGGUAUACGGAGCUAUAAUGGUCACUGAAUCAAUGUUGUGUAUAAAGAAUGGAAAGGAACUGUUUGGUCAAGCACAAAUGUGGAAUGUGUUCAUAUGGCUCAUCAUACAAAUUCUAGUCUCAAUUGGUUGCGUGUAUGGAGUUGUGCUUUAUCAUCAAUAUUUUGAGCCAAACAGGGAAGCUACGGUAGAUAGUCCUAAAAAAGAAGAGUAGAAGCUCGACGAGUCAUACAGAUGAUCAUCUGAAGACAAGCAUAAUUAGCUCAUACAGAAUGACAUUUUACUAAAGCUAUUUAUUUUUAUUAAAUUAUUAAGCAACACCAAAUACUAUUUGAUAGCUUGAAACUAGUUACCUCGUGCGUUUUAUGUGGACUUUGUAGGUUAAAUAAGAAAAAGUGAUGUAUUGCUCAUUCAUGCUGUGUUGUUCGUUAAUAUUUGAGUAUAUAGAAACUUAGUUAAUUGAAUCUUCCACAUGAUAUUAAAAUAAUUAGCGAGUGUUAUGUAGAUAUUUUUAUCGGAAGUAGAAUAUUUUCCCUGGCUUCGGUUGUGUGUGUGAAUUAUAUUAAAAGUUACUGUUACUGUUAAGUAAUAGAAUAAAAAAAGGUUUUCUGUGAAACGUUCAAUAUUUUAAUUUUGAUAAUAAAAUUAUCAAUAACGUAUUUAUCAUAUUAAAUAUAUGAUUAAAAUAUAUAUAGUUCGCAAGCAGAAAUGAGAGCUUUGUCUUUUGUGAUCUAUCCGAUGGCAUGGUUCUAAAACAUUUUAGUUUCCCUUUAUAAUCACUUGAUCAGCGUCUGCCACCUCAGUCGCAUUAUGCAGCGCUUCUUUAGAAUUGUAAACUAAAAUAAAAAGGGCAAUAACCACCCAAAAGCAGAUGCGAUUCAAUUAUUUUGUUUGUUAUUGUACAUACAUGACCCUACUUCUGUCAUAAUAAUUUAGGGCGCCUUGUUUUAUUAUAAAAAAUUAAGUCGACGUUACCUUAAUUACCUGGCCACGUCGACCAGCUCCCUCUAAUUUAAUCUAUUUACAUACUACAAGAAGAGGUAAGUAAUGAGAACCAAGAUGCCCCAGUAGAUCUUAAACAAAGAUCGUUCGUACCCGAUGAACACAAGAAACAUUGUGAAAAGCUCAAUGAAAUAUUAAUAUGGUUUUUACGAGAAGUUUAUCAGUGUAUUAAAAAGACACUAAAAUUUUCUUUGAGAUAAACACGUUACUUGGUGGCAACUCGUAGCCGAAUACGUCCCACCCAAACAUCAUAUAUACUAUGGCCAAACAUUAAAACUCAGUUUUGUUGCGUUCCGGUUUAAAAGGUCAUUUAGUCAGUGUAACUACAUGAACAAGGGACAUCACAUCUAAGUUCCUAAGCUUGCAGGCGCAUUUUUGAUAUGAGGAAUGAUUAAUAUUGCUUACAGUACAAAUUACUCUCACAGUCGGUGGGGCAUAUACAUAUGUCUAUGGGCCGUGGCGACAGGUUACGAUCGGCCCAUAUUGUCAAGUCCUAACCUGACAUAAUAUGAUAUGAUGAUAUGACAUAAAAAAAGUAGUUACAUACAUUCCUUGAGUAAGACUGAGUAGACGGAAACUCUUCAUUGGAAGUCCAUUCCUAUUUUUUUAUAUUUUUUACGAGCAGGAGAAAAUGAUUACAAUAGAAACUAAACAGUGUAUGUAUGCCUACUUAUUGUACUUAAAUUAUUAUAUCAUUUGAGUAUUGGUUAUAUUUAAAUACUAACAAAAACAAAAUUGAGCGUUUGCGAUCUUUGAAAGGAUAAGGUUAUAAGGUGUUUUCCACAUGAAAGCCGAAAACGACAGGGAAAAUUUUAAUUUUGUUGUGAUUAGAAUGUUUGCUAUUAAUGUAUGAUUAGACUAGAUAAAGUUCUUCAAUUA